UUUAAAAUCCUUCACAUUGGGUAUGACUACCAAGCCAGACGGAUGUCAUUGUAAACGAAUCAGCCGAGACCGAAUCAAAUGAGCAGGAAGAAACGCAGCUACCGAUCCAGAGGGUAAGAUAAGAUAACUGAAAAACUAAGUGACGGUAGGUGAGCUGUGUAUUUGAACGCAAUAAAAGUGCAAGGAAGGCAACAGUGUUACGCAGCAGAUUGAACCAUUCGGUCUCAAAGCGGUUUGUUCAGUUAAAAAUUGUUGGCAAAGUGAUACCACAUCUUUGGACGAUCCCAUCAUUUUAAGUUUCCAUGUGGUGCAGACAGUGCGAUCAAUUUAACCAAAAGUUGGUAACCUACGAACAAGUAUUGCAUAGCGGAUAAACCAUUCGCAAAGUGAAGUGAAAUAAACUGUGCAUUAGCGAGAAAAAUCAUUGAAAGAUUCCAAAGACUGCAGUUACUACUUGUGAGCAGUUUCAGUUGAAUACAAAAUUGAGAGAGAUAUUUCAAUGAGUUGCAAUAAUAUGGAAGCUCAACAGGCAUCAACAUCUACUGACUGGUACGAAUGUGGAAGUAAUCCCGGCAACCAUGGCAUCAAUUACGAGAAGGAUCUCGCAUUCGUAACCUUUGUGGCGGCUUCCUUGGAAGAAAGUAAGUUCAAGCUGGCCGUAGAGAUGACAGCAGCAGAGAAAUUCGAUGACGUGGUAGUUUUCAAAGAAGAAUCCAAAGAGGUGUUGUUAUUCCAGGCCAAACAUUCCAAUAAUGGAGGUCACGUAUUGUUCGACGACCUACUCUCUGAUGAUCCGAGAAAAAGCAAAGACUUUGCUUUUUCUCGGUAUAUUCAAUCUUAUCUGAGGAUUAGAGAAAACAAAGUUUUUGAAAGUUAUAAACCAACAAUCAUUAUAUUCACUAAUAAAUCACUGACACGAACUGAUAACCAGUUGAUGAAUAUCCAAGUACAAAACGUGAACAGCAACAUAAAAUGGUGCGAUUCUAAGAAAAAUCUUUAUUUUGAGCCACUUAACGAUGAAGCAGUCAGAAAAAUUAAAGAUAUAAUAAAUUCAGAGCUGUUCCAAAUCAAAGAAGACAUAGACAAACUUGUAAAAACUGGAAAAAUUUCCGAUUUGCUGAUGCAAUACAAGACACCAUUGCAAAAUAUUCUUAAAAUUGCUGAUGGAAAAAUAAGUUUCAAAGAGCCUGCAGUGGAUAGCAAAGAUAUGAUAACUCAUCGAUGGAUGCUUGCCAUGUUUAAUUUGAAGCCGAAUGAAAACUUUCCAAUGAAUAGAUUAGAUGACAGAACUGUUAAAAGCUUGAAUAGUUUUUUUACCGGAAAAUCGAGGAACAAUCUUCUUCCUGUGAUUGUCGAAGAAGAACAAAUGCGGGAUUAUUUUCAUAGUUUAAUUUUCUGUACAGAACAACCAACUGACCUAAGAAGUGUUGCCGAGAAAAUGAUAAGCUCCUGGAUGCCACGGUGGGUUGACAGCGAUCUUGCACGGGAAUCAAAAUAUUUUUUAGCCUGUUUCGACGAAGUAUUCAACAAAUGGCACACCCAGAUAUCGAAAAAAAAAGGCUAUCUUACAUUUCAAAAACAGGGUUUGGAUUGCAUUCAAAAUAUGAAGUCAGAAUUAGAGAAAAAAUUUGAAAGGAAACAUUCUUCGAUUGCAGCCAAUUUAUCAAUAUAUGUCUCGCGCACCAUAAUUAAAACAAUAAAUAAAAAAGACGACGACAAAACAGCACCACAAACUAAUCGCUUUACAUUGAAUCACGAAUCAUUUGGAGGGAUAAGCAAAGUACAAACUAUCCAAAUGAGUGAUCAGGAUUUUAUAGAACAGAUGUAUCAGCAAAACGCGUUAUCAGCAGGAACAAAAUGUCAAAUACUUGUUGGAGAACCCGGUAUGGGAAAAACCACAUUAAUUUAUAACUUGUUUUGGCAAUCACAAAACCUAAAAAACGUAGCCGUUUAUCUAAUCCGUUUAAAAAAUCUUAAUUUUCGCGAAGAAAAAAGAAGUGAUCCCCUGCACAUCUUCGAACAUGAAUUGCCCCAAGAGAGUGGGAAUAUUUUGCGAAAUUAUUUGGAAAGUUCGGAAAUUCAAAUUGUAUUCCUUUUAGAUGGGUUUGAUGAAAUGAAUUCAGAUCACCGAAAUUCAGUACUGACAAUAUUUGAAAACAUUCUGGAGAAAAAGAACACUCAAUGCAUAAUUACGGGAAGGAAACAUGUUUGCAAACUGCUCGAGGACAGAUUUAAAGCGCAUGCGUUGAAGCUGAAACCGUUCGACUACAACGAACAAGUAAAAUUUUUAAAAUUGUUUUGGAGGGUGGAAGGCAGUGAAGCUCUUUUCAUGAAAUUUGCCGAGCAGCUGCUCAAAAAGUUCCAUAACGAAAUCAAAGGGAAGGAUUACGACUUCGCAGGGCUUCCCCUGAUGGUACGAAUGUUGGCCGAGGUUUAUGCUGAAGAUUUUCAAAAGUUUCUCAAAACUGAAACAGCUGAUGCAACUUGUAUAUUUCAGUCGGAAAAACUUAAUGUACUCAAUUUGUUUGAAAAGUUUGUGAAAAUAUCUUUCAACCUAAAAAUGAAGAGUAAGGAUGGAAAAGCUGUAUACGCAUAUGAUGAAAUUAAGGAUGAAAUUGAUGAGGAAAUAGAACCUAGUUUUGACUUCUUUAUGGAACAACUUCAAUUGUUAGCCAUCCAAUAUUUGAAAAUCGGAAAGUUGCAAGAUGUAAUAAAGAAACCUCCGUUUAAUAAAAACAACAAUCGACUUCAGGAACGUUUUCGGAAAGGAGAUGAAAAAUCUAUGCUAAUCAGUGCCUCAUCUGCAGAUAAAAUAGAUUUCAUUCAUUUGUCGUAUGCUGAAUACUUUGUUGCAAAAUUUAUAUUUGAUCACAUAGAUGAAUGCAAAUUUUCACUGAUGAAAAUAAUACAAGAUCGAGAUGUUGUACGAAAAUUUUUCUUCUUAAUGGUGGAGCACAAGUGUAAUGAAAAUUCUGAACAAAUGCAAAUAGUGCAAAGUCUGUAUAGUGAGAACUCAGUGGUUGUCGUCUGGGCUUGUCUUGGUGGUAACGAGAAAAUAGCAAUGCGUUUGCUACGAGAAUCGAAAAUCAAAUCUAAUGACCCACACCACAAAAUUCUUAUGCACGCCGCAGUUGAUGGAGGUUCAACCGGUUUAGUUAAGGCAUUACUUGGUGAAUUUCAAUUAUCUGUGAACAUUCAAUACGGUUAUGAUUUUAUUGAGGACAAUGAAUUUGAAUUUGGAGUAGAUUUAGAAUACAGUUUUUAUGGAACUCCUCUCCAUACAGCCGCUAGCAAUGGUUAUAUUGAAAUGGUGAAAUUGCUAAUUGAUCACAACGCAAAUAUUGACACUAAGGAUGAUGAAGGAACGACACCUCUCCAUCGUGCAUCCCGAAAUGGUCAUCUUGAGGUGGCGAAAUUACUGAUUGAUAGAGGAGCAAAUGAUAGCACUAGGAAAGACAAUGAAGAAAUCACACCUCUCCAUAUUGCUGCUGAAAUUGGUCAUCUUGAGGUUGUGAAAUUACUGAUCGAUAACGGAGCAAAUGUUGACACUACGCAAGAUGAAGGAUGUACACCUCUCCAUUUGGCUGCUGAAAAUGGUUAUCUUGAGGUGGUGAAAUUACUGAUUGAUAAUGGAGCAAAUGUUGACACUACGCAAGAUGAAGGAUAUACACCUCUCCAUUUGGCUGCUGAAAAUGGUCAUCUUGAGGUGGUGAAAUUACUGAUUGAUAAUGGAGCAAAUGUUGACACUACGCAAAAUAAAGGAUGGACACCUCUCCAUAUGGCUGCUGAAAAUGGUCAUCUUGAGGUGGUGAAAUUACUGAUUGAUAAUGGAGCAAAUGUUGACACUACGCAAGAUGAAGGAUGUACACCUCUCCAUUUGGCUGCUGAAAAUGGUUAUCUUGAGGUGGUGAAAUUACUGAUUGAUAAUGGAGCAAAUGUUGACACUACGCAAAAUAAAGGAUGGACACCUCUCCAUAUGGCUGCUGAAAAUGGUCAUCUUGAGGUGGUGAAAUUACUGAUUGAUAAUGGAGCAAAUGUUAACGCUAGGAAAUACUAUGAAGAAAUCACACCUCUCCAUUAUGCAUCCCAAAAUGGUCACCUUGAGGUGGUGCAAUUACUGACUGAUAAAAGAGCAAAUGCUAACGAUAGGAAAGACUAUGAAGAAAUCACACCUCUCCAUUAUGCUUCGAAAAAUGGUCAUCUUGAGGUGGUGAAAUUUCUGAUUGAUAAUGGAGCAAAUGUUAACGCUAGUAAGGACUAUGAAGAAAUCACACCUCUCCAUUAUGCAUCGAAAAAUGGUCAUCUUGAGGUUGUGAAACUACUGAUUGAUAACGGAGCAAAUGUUGACACUACGCAAAAUAAAGGAUGGACACCUCUCCAUAUGGCUGCUGAAAAUGGUUAUCUUGAGGUGGUGAAAUUACUGAUUGAUAAUGGAGCAAAUGUUAACGCUAGGAAAGACUAUGAAGAAAUCACACCUCUCCAUUAUGCAUCCCAAAAUGGUCAUCUUGAGGUGGUUGAAUUUCUGAUUGAUAAUGGAGCAAAUGUUAGCGCUAGUAAAGACUAUGAUGAAAUCACACCUCUCCAUUAUGCAUCGAAAAAUGGUCAUCUUGAGGUUGUGAAAUUACUGAUUGAUAAUGGAGCAAAUGUUAACACUACGCAAAAUAAAGGAUGGACACCUCUCCAUAUGGCUGCUGCAAAUGGUUAUCUUGAGGUGGUGAAAUUACUGAUUGAUAAUGGAGCAAAUGUUGACACUACGGACAAUGAAGGAUGGACCCUUCUCCAUAUGGCUGCUGAAAAUGGUUAUCUUGAGGUGGUGAAAUUACUGAUUGAUAAUGGAGCACAUGUUGACACUACACAAAAUGAAGGAUGGAUACCUCUCCAUUAUGCAUCCCGAUAUGGUCAUCUUAAGGUGGUGAAAUUACUGAUUGAUAAUGGAGCAAAUGUUGACACUACGCAAAAUAAAGGAUGGACACCUCUCCAUAUAGCUGCUGCAAAUGGUUAUCUUGAGGUGGUGAAAUUACUGAUUGAUAAUAGAGCAAAUGUUGACACUACGGACAAUGAAGGAUGGACACCUCUUCAUGUGGCAUCCCGAAAUGGUCAUCUUGAGGUUGUAAAAUUACUGAUUGAUAAAAGAGUAAAUGUUGACACUACGGAAAAUGAAGGAUGGACACCUCUUCAUGUGGCAUCCUUAAAUGGUCAUCUUGAGGUUGUAAAAUUACUGAUUGAUAAUAAAGCAAAUGUUGACACUACGCAAAAUAAAGGAUGGACUCCUCUUCAUGUGGCAUCCCAAAAUGGUCAUCUUGAGGUUGUUAAAUUACUGAUUGAUAAUAAAGCAAAUGUUGACACUACGCAAAAUAAAGGAUGGACUCCUCUUCAUGUGGCAUCCCAAAAUGGUCAUCUUGAGGUUGUAAAAUUACUGAUUGAUAAUAGAGCAAAUGUUGACACUAUGGAAAAUAAAGGGAUUACACCUCUGUAUGUUGCAUCCAAAAAUGGUCAUCUUGAGGUUGUGAAAUUACUGAUUGAUAAUAAAGCAAAUGUUGACACUACGCAAAAUGAAGGAUGGACUCCUCUUCAUGUGGCAUCCCAAAAUGGUCAUCUUGAGGUUGUAAAAUUACUGAUUGAUAAUAGAGCAAAUGUUGACACUACGCAAAAUGAAGGAUGGACUCCUCUUCAUGUGGCAUCCCAAAAUGGUCAUCUUGAGGUUGUAAAAUUACUGAUUGAUAAAAGAGUAAAUGUUGACACUACGGAAAAUGAAGGAUGGACACCUCUUCAUGUGGCAUCCUUAAAUGGUCAUCUUAAGGUUGUAAAAUUACUGAUUGAUAAUAGAGCAAAUGUUGACACUACGGACAAUGAAGGAUGGACACCUCUCCAUGAUGCAUCUCAAAAUGGUCAUCUUGAGGUUGUGAAAUUACUGAUUGAUAAUAGAGCAAAUGUUGACACUGCGGACAAUGAAGGAUGUACACCUCUCCAUUUUGCAUCCCAAAAUGGUCAUCUUGAGGUUGUGAAAUUACUGAUUGAUAAUAGAGCAAAUGUUGACACUGCGGACAAUGAAGGAUGUACACCUCUCCAUUUUGCAUCCCAAAAUGGUCAUCUUGAGGUUGUGAAAUUACUGAUUGAUAAUAGAGCAAAUGUUGACACUACGCAAAAUAAGGGAUGUACACCUCUCCAUUAUGCAUCCCUAUUUGGUCAUCUUGAGGUUGUGAAAUUACUGAUUGAUAAUAGCGCAAAUGUUGACACUACGCAAAAUGAAGGAUGUACACCUCUCCAUUGUGCAUCCCGGAAUGGUCAUCUUGAGGUUGUGAAAUUACUGAUUGAUAAUGGAGCAAAUGUUGACACUGCGGACAAUGAAGGAUGUACACCUCUCCAUUUUGCAUCCCAAAAUGGUCAUCUUGAGGUUGUUAAAUUACUGAUUGAUAAUAAAGCAAAUGUUGACACUACGCAAAAUGAAGGAUGGACUCCUCUUCAUGUGGCAUCCCAAAAUGGUCAUCUUGAGGUUGUGAAAUUACUGAUUGAAAAUAGAGCAAAUGUUGACACUACACAAAAUGAAGGAUGUACACCUCUCCAUUGUGCAUCCCGGAAUGGUCAUCUUGAGGUUGUGAAAUUACUGAUUGAUAAAAGAGCAAAUGUUGACACUACGCAAAAUGAAGGAUGUACACCUCUCCAUUGUGCAUCCCGGAAUGGUCAUCUUGAGGUUGUGAAAUUACUGAUUGAUAAAAGAGCAAAUGUUGACACUACGCAAAAUGAAGGAUGUACACCUCUCCAUUGUGCAUCCCGGAAUGGUCAUCUUGAGGUUGUGAAAUUACUGAUUGAUAAAAGAGCAAAUGUUGACACUACGCAAAAUGAAGGAUGUACACCUCUCCAUUGUGCAUCCCGGAAUGGUCAUCUUGAGGUUGUGAAAUUACUGAUUGAUAAUAGAGCAAAUGUUGACAUUACGGAAUAUGAAGGAUGGACACCUCUCAAUAUUGCAUCUGAAAAAGGUCAUCUUGAGGUUGUGAAAUUACUGAUUGAUAAUGGAGCAAAUGUUGACACUACGGAAAAUGAAGGAUGGACACCUCUUCAUGUGGCAUCCAGAAAUGGUCAUCUUGAGGUUGUGAAACUACUGAUUGAUAAUAGAGCAAAUGUUGACGCCAAGACUACUAACGGGUCGACACCUCUCAAUAUUGCAUCUGAAAAAGGUCAUCUUGAGGUUGUUAAAUUACUGAUUGAUAAUGGAGCAAAUGUUGACACUACGAACAAUGAAGGAUGGACGCCUCUCCAUUAUGCAUCCCAAAAUGGUCAUCUUGAGGUUGUGAAAUUACUGAUUGAUAAUAGAGCAAAUGUUGACACUACGCAAAAUAAAGGGAUUACACCUCUGUAUGUUGCAUCCAUAAAUGGUCAUCUUGAGGUUGUGAAAUUACUGAUUGAUAAUGGAGCAAAUGUUGACACUACGAACAAUGAAGGAUGGACACCUCUCCAUUUUGCAUCCCGAAAUGGUCAUCUUGAGGUUGUGAAAUUACUGAUUGAAAAUAGAGCAAAUGUUGACACUACGCAAAAUAAAGGGAUUACACCUCUGUAUGUUGCAUCCAUAAAUGGUCAUCUUGAGGUUGUGAAAUUACUGAUUGAUAAUGGAGCAAAUGUUGACACUACGAACAAUGAAGGAUGGACACCUCUCCAUUUUGCAUCCCGAAAUGGUCAUCUUGAGGUUGUGAAAUUACUGAUUGAAAAUAGAGCAAAUGUUGACACUACGCAAAAUAAAGGGAUUACACCUCUGUAUGUUGCAUCCAUAAAUGGUCAUCUUGAGGUUGUGAAAUUACUGAUUGAUAAUGGAGCAAAUGUUGACACUACGAACAAUGAAGGAUGGACACCUCUCCAUUUUGUAUCCCGAAAUGGUCAUCUUGAAGUUGUGAAAUUACUGAUUGAAAAUAGAGCAAAUGUUGACACUGCGCAAAAUAAAGGGAUUACACCUCUCCAUUUUGCAUCCCAAAAUGGUCAUCUUGAGGUUGUGAAAUUACUGAUUGAUAAUAGAGCAAAUGUUGACACUACGCAAAAUGAAGGAUGGACACCUCUUCAUGUGGCAUCCCAAAAUGGUCAUCUUGAGGUUGUGAAAUUACUGAUUGAAAAUAGAGCAAAUGUUGACACUACGCAAAAUAAAGGGAUUACACCUCUCCAUUUUGCAUCCCAAAAUGGUCAUCUUGAGGUUGUGAAAUUACUGAUUGAAAAUAGAGCAAAUGUUGACACUACACAAAAUGAAGGAUGGACACCUCUCCAUUUUGCAUCCCGAAAUGGUCAUCUUGAGGUUGUGAAAUUACUGAUUGAAAAUAGAGCAAAUGUUGACACUACCCAAAAUAAAGGGAUUACACCUCUGUAUGUUGCAUCCAUAAAUGGUCAUCUUGAGGUUGUGAAAUUACUGAUUGAUAAUGGAGCAAAUGUUAACGCUAGGAAAUACUAUGAAGAAAUCACACCUCUCCAUUAUGCAUCCCAAAAUGGAAAGACUAUGAAGAAAUCACACCUCUCCAUUAUGCAUCGAAAAAUGGUCAUCUUGAGGUUGUGA
Molecule: messenger RNA, 8530 nt
Organism: Aedes aegypti (yellow fever mosquito)
Lineage: Eukaryota; Metazoa; Arthropoda; Insecta; Diptera; Culicidae
Exons: 3
Coding region: 500-8530 (2676 amino acids)
Molecular function (GO): protein binding
Source: RefSeq, a predicted model, not a curated record